CGGGUAACCUGCGCACUGGGGCCACACUGGUGGAGAAAGGAGGAGAGGAGCGAGUUACUGGUCAGGGAGGCUGGAGGAGAGCCACACAAAGCAACCGAGAUCUCAGCGACCCGGAGACGAGAGUCCAGACACUUCAGCACAGAUUCCUCUGUGGAAGUUUUUAAAUUUUUAAAUUUUUUUUAUCGUGUGGUUCUUAUUAUUCCCAACACCAUGUCAGGCAGCACCGUGGCCGGGCUGCUGGUCGCGCUCUGUGUGGGGAGCGCGGUGCACUGCAUGCCCCAGGAGACGCACAGGAGCCGGAGACAGAGUCAGGAUCACUACCCGACCUCGGUCAACCAGGAGGGCUGCUUGGAGAACGGCCUCUUCUACGCUGUUAAUGACCAGUGGGAGCGUCAGUACCUGGGCAGCACGCUGGUCUGUACCUGUCACGGAGUCGCAGGUGUGAAAUGUAAAAGUAAACCAGAAGCCGAGGAGCGGUGCUACGAUAAGGUCAACCAACAGUACUACACCGUGGGAGAAACCUACGAGAGACCCAAGGACGGCAUGAUCUGGGACUGCACCUGCAUCGGCUCCGGCAGGGGCAAGAUCAGCUGCACCAUCGCCAAUCGCUGCCACGAAGGCGGAGCUUCAUAUAAGAUCGGCGACACCUGGAGGAGACCACAUGAAACAGGAGGAUACAUGCUGGAGUGUGUCUGUCUGGGGAACGGUAAAGGAGAGUGGACCUGCAAACCUGUGGCUGAGCGCUGCUACGACAACUCCGCGGGAACGUCCUACGUUGUCGGCGAGACUUGGGAGAAACCCUACCAGGGUUGGAUGGUGGUCGACUGUACCUGCCUGGGAGAGGGGAGUGGACGCAUCACAUGUACCUCCAGAAAUCGCUGUAACGACCAGGACACGCUGUCCUCGUACCGUAUCGGAGACACCUGGACAAAGACCGACGCCAGGGGCCACCUGCUGCAGUGUCUGUGCACAGGAAACAGCCGCGGGGAGUGGAAGUGUGAGCGACACGCCUCCCUUCACACCACCGGACUGGGCACUGGUUCCCGUGUGGUCACCAACAUCCAGCCCGCCGUCUACCAACCUGUCAGUGUGUCUGAGUCCACCCCUGAGGGACCCUGCCGCGUGGACACAGGACUGACGUACUUCGUCGGCCAGCGCUGGAUCAAGACCCAGGGGGCCAAACAGAUGGUCUGUACCUGCCUCGGCACCGGGGUCAGCUGUGAGAACUGGGACGGACCGGUUCCGGUGUACGGCGGUAACUCUGGAGGUCAGCCCUGCGUGUUUCCGUUCGUCUACAAGGGAAAGACCUACCACUCCUGUACGUCAGACGGGCGCAGCGACGGGCAGCUGUGGUGUUCCACCGCCUCGGACUUUGAAACGGACCAGAAAUAUUCCUACUGUACAGAGAAAAAUGCUGUCGUGGUGACGCGGGGCGGGAACUCCAAUGGCGCUCUGUGUCAGUUCCCUUACCUCUACAACGGUCGCAACUACACCGACUGUACGGCGGACGGACGCAGAGACGGCAUGAAGUGGUGCGGCACCACGACCAACUACGACGCAGAGCAACACUUCGGCUUCUGUCCGAUGGCCGCCCAUGAAGAGGUGUGUACGUCCAGUGAGGGGGUGAUGUACCGGGUGGGAGACCAGUGGGACAAACAACACGAGGUUCUGCACAACAUGAUGCGCUGCACCUGCGUCGGCAACGGCCGAGGAGAGUGGAACUGUGUGGCGUUCUCCCAGCUUAAAGACCAGUGUAUCGUGGACGGUCUGACCUACGACGUGAACCAGACCUUCACCAAACAACACGACGAGGGCUACAUGAUGAACUGCACCUGUUUUGGACAAGGACGUGGUCGUUGGAAGUGUGACGCGAUCGAUCAGUGCCAGGAGCCGGAGACCAGAGCGUUCUAUCAGAUCGGAGAAUCCUGGGACAAAGUCAUUCGCGGGAUCUUGUACAAGUGUUACUGCUACGGCAACGGUGUCGGAGAACUGAGCUGUGAGCCCCAGCAGUCGUACCCAGGUGGUCAGCGUCCGGUCCAGGUGGUCAUAUCAGAAUCAGGAAACCAGCCCAACUCCCAUCCCAUCCAGUGGAACGCCCCGUCAUCUGCUCACAUCACCCAGUAUGUUCUCAAAUGGAAAGUGAAAGACACCAACACCCCCUGGAAGGAGGUGAUGAUCCCCGGUCACCUGAACUCCUACACCAUCUCUGGUCUGAAGCCAGGCAUCACCUACGAGGGUCAGCUGAUAAGUGUUCUCAGGUUUGGACGGCGAGAGAUCACGCGCUUCGACUUCACCACCACCUAUGGAUCCUUGGCUACAUCUCAAGGGGAGACCACCCAGCCCCCACCGGUCAUCGACACCUCAGAGUCUGUGACUGAAAUCACCUCCAGCAGCUUCGUCGUCUCCUGGGUUUCUGCCUCCGACACCGUAUCUGGUUUCCGAGUGGAGUACGAACUCAUCGAGCAGGGGCAGGGCAGCAGCGGGCAGCCCAUGGUGCUAGACCUCCCACGAACAGCUACCUCAGUGAACCUCAAUGAGCUUCUACCUGGGAGGAAGUACAACGUCAACGUCUACGAAGUGACAGACAGCGGAAAGGACAACCUCAUUCUCACUACUUCACAAACCACGUCUCCUGAUGCACCGGCUCAGCCUGACGUGGAGGAGGUCGGGGAGAAGUCCAUCCUGAUCACCUGGGUCAAACCCGUGGCUCCCAUCACAGGCUACCCCGUCGUGUACACGCCGUCACUGGAGGGUGAAAGCAUGGAGCUCAAUCUUCCUGACACCGCGACCUCCGUGACCCUGAGUGACCUCCGACCUGGGAGCAUGUACAAUAUCAGUAUCUACGCCGUGGAGGACAGUCUGGAGAGCGAGCCGGUGUUUGUGCAGGUCAACACGGCUGGAGAUCCACUGCCAGUUGACGUGACGUCUCCGACGGACCUGCAGUUUUUUGAGGUGUCGGAUAAAAAUAUCGUUCUGACCUGGACCGGCCCGAGCAACGACGUCUCAGGUUACCGCGUCGUUGCCGUCCCAGUGGACGAGCCAGACUCCCCGCAGCAGGAGAUGACUCUGCCGGUUACUCAGAACUCUUACAUUGAACUGACACACCUACGACCAGGAACUCUGUACCGCUUCAGCGUCUACACCAUUCACAACGGAGAAGAAAGUUUACCGCUGAUGGGAGAGCAAACCACCAAGCCCGACGCUCCCACAGACAUCCACUUCACCAACGUGACCGAGGACAGUGCUGUGAUGCUCUGGUACGCCCCCCGUGCUAAGGUCACAGGUUACCGUCUCUUCCUCACCAUCGAGGGCUCCAACCCCAAACAGCUGCGUCUGCCCCCCCGCCUGACUCAGUACACGCUCCUCAACCUGAAGCCUGACACACAGUACACGGCUGUACUGCAUUCAGAGCAGGACAAUACUCUGAGUGUGGGGGAAACUGCAGUUUUCACCACCACUCCACCUAUGGGCAACGCUCCUCAGUUCAGCACUGACGUGACCGACACGUCCAUCGUCAUAUCCUGGACUCCAGUUUCUCACAUCGGAUACAAGCUGACCGUGCGUCCCAGUCAGGGUGGAGAAGCCCCCAGAGAUGUGACCUCUGACUCAGGAAGUAUUUACAUUUCCGGUCUGACGCCCGGCGUGGAGUACACCUACAGCGUGCAGCCCGUGAUCAACGGUCACACGCAGGGAACUCCCAUAACUCGCCGCGUUAUCACACCUCUGUCUCCGCCCACUGAUCUGAAACUGGAGACGAACCCUAACAACGGAGAGCUAACGGUGCAGUGGAGCGGCGGCAGUACACCCGACGUGACAGGUCACAGAGUGACGUGCACUCCCACCAACGGCCAGCAGGGCAACAGUGUGGAGGAGUUUGUGGAGGCGGGACAGAACUCAUGCACCUUGGAGAACAUCAGUCCUGGAGUGGAGUACAACGUCAGCGUUGUUGCUGUGAAGGACGACAUGGAGAGCAGCCCGGUGUCCACCAUCAUUACCCCAGAGGUCCCACCGCUGACUGACCUCAGCUUCGAGGAAGUGAGCGACACCACCAUCAGCCUCACCUGGACGCCGUUCAACACCACCGCCGUCACCGGCUACAGAAUCACAGUGGUGGCGGCCGGCGAAAGCGUUCCCAUCUUCGAGGACUUUGUGCAGCCCAGCACCGGUCAUUAUAAAGUCUACGGCCUGGAACCCGGCAUCGACUACGACAUCAGUGUGAUCACUGUGACGGACAGCGGCGAGAGUGAACCCAUCACCAUCACUCAACAGACCUCUGUUCCAGCUCCCACUGAUCUGACAUUUGGUGAGGUUGGAUCUGACACCAUUGAAGUCAAAUGGGUCUCACCCCAAGUCCCCAACUCAGCUAACAUCAACAACUACCUCGUCAGGUAUCAUCCUAUUGAUGAUGAAGAUGACAUCACAGAGACCAGCGUCGAAGGCACGGCGAACAGCGUGGUGCUCAAGAAUUUGCUUCCGAACACGGAGUAUCUGAUCAGUUUGGUGUGUGUUUACGAGCAAAGAGAAAGCUCCCCCGUUGUCGGAACACAAACAACAGCUCUGGAUUCACCAGUGAAUCUGCGUUUCUCUGAGAUUUUCACCAACUCCUUCACCAUCCACUGGUUCGCUCCUCUGAGCAAAAUCACCGGUUACCGUAUCCGUUACCAGCCGACCAAUGGUGGAAGGACUAAGGACGAGAGGCUGCCCCCCUCCAGGAACCACUUCACCCUGACAGGACUGGCCCCGGACACGGACUACGUGGUGAACAUAUUUGCUGUGAGCGGGACUCAGGAGAGUCUGCCUCUCAGUGGGAUACAGAAGACGAUCUCUGAUGCUCCCACCGACCUGGAGGUGUUGGACUCCACCCCCACCAGCAUCACCGUCCGCUGGGACGCCCCUCCUGUAACUGUGCGCUAUUAUCGCAUCACCCACGGCGAGACAGGAGGUCACAGUAACCCUAAGGAGUUCACGGUACCCGGCUCUGAAUCCACUGCUACAAUCUCUAACCUUAACCCCGGCACCAACUACACCGUGACGGUCUACGCCGUGACCGGCCGAGGAGACAGUCCCGCCUCCAGCACUCCGAUCUACGUCACACACAAAACAGGUGUGGAAUCUCCGUCAGAGAUGGAGGUGACGGACGUGAACGACAACAGCGUGACCGUGAGGUGGAGCCCUGCACAGGGACCAAUCAUGGGAUACAGGGUGACCGGGGUCCCCAAAAAUGGACAGGGCGUGUCUUUCACUGAGGUGGUGGCCCCAGACCAGACAGAGAUCACCUUCUCCGGCCUGAUGCCCACGGCGGAGUAUGUCUUGAGUGUGUAUGCACUUGGACAAGACGGAGAGAGCUCCCCUAUGGUGGUCAACGCUUUAACAAAUGUGGACCGGCCCAAAGACUUGAGCUUCUCUGAGAUCGACUCCACCUCCCUCCGUAUCUCCUGGGACAGUCCUGAAGGAAUCGUCACAUCCUACAGGGUUUUGUACUCCAACUCGGAAGAAGGCGAGAGAGAGCUCCACCCUGCCCCCCGCAGUGACGCUGAGUCUGCCGUCAUCUACGGCCUGAGUCCUGGGACCGAAUACACCGUGAAGGUCAUCGCCCUGCACGACGGUACAUCCAGCACUCCGCUGGUGGGGACGCAGGCUACAGCCAUCUCACCCCCCACCAACCUGCAGUUCUCCCAGGUCGGCCCCACCUCCUUUACGAUGCACUGGGCCGUGCCGGGUCAGGAGAACCGACUGAACGGCUUCAACGGCCUCACGGGCUUCCGUGUGGUGGUGAACCCAACCAACAAGAGUGGACCAACCAAAGAAAUCAACCUGGCCCCAGACACCACUCAGGCCCACAUAUCUGGACUCAUGGUUGCAACCAAUUAUGAAGUCCAUGUUUACGCCCUGAAGAACUCACUGACCAGCAGGCCCAUACAAGGAGAGGUCACCACUUUGGAGAACAUCAGCCCUCCUCGUCGAGUGCGCAUCUCCGACGUCAACGAUUCGUCCAUUACUUUGACCUGGCGCUCCAAGUCCGAGCCCAUCUCUGGCUUCCUGGUGGAGGCCACGCCCACCACCGCCUCCUCCUCCUCGGCCUUCAUUCGAAGGACCAUUAACCCAGAGUUACGCUCGUUCACUAUCACAGGUCUGGAGCCCGGGACUACCUAUAAGAUCAACAUGUACACGCUGAAAGGAAGCGGACGCAGCCCACCUCUCACACUCACCGCCUCCACAGCUAAACCAGUGGUCAGCCCACCCACCAACAUCCGCUUCACCUCCCUCAACCCCACCAGCAUCUCCUUCACCUGGGAGCCGUCACGCAGCCCCAGCGUCACCGGCUAUUAUGUCACCUACGAGGAAGCCGGGGGUUUACCCCGGGAAAUAACCCCCAGACCGCAUGCAGGCCAGAGCUACGCCAUUGUCAACGGUUUGAAACCAGGGACAGAGUACGUCAUCAAGAUCGUUGCUCUGCAGAACUCUUUGAGGAGCACGCCUCUAGUGGGCAAAGCCAGGACACAACCGGCCACAGACCAUCCACUCCUCGUCCCUGCGCUGCCUCAGCUUCCUGUCCCUAAUCAACCCAGCACAGACAUCCUGGACGUUCCAGAACCCUUCAAUGACAAGAUCUUCAACUCCAACCACGUGCACUUGGCUGGGACUAACGGUCAGAACCAACCCGGCCAGCAGGGGCAGCACAUUUACACAGAGUACCAGAGUCUUGGACCCAAUAACGGACUUUAUGGACCAUUCAGUGGACCUAAAGAAGGCCAGCGACCCACCCUUAGAGAACCACUCAUCUACGUCCCUGUAGCAGGGCCCGAUGGAAACAGAGUUCCACUGGUCAAGGUGAGCGACGGGCCUCUGCCGGGUCUGGCCUUUGGUUUCCCUGACAAUGAGACGGAGAUUCCUCAGGAAGCACAGACCAUCACCUCCAUCUCCUGGCAAGAGAUUCCACAAACGGCUGAGUACGAGGUCUCCUUCAAUCCCAUCACACACCAGGAGGAGAGUGGCUUCCAGAUGCGUCUUCCAGGCACAUCCCACAGCGCCACACUGAUCGGACUGACGUCUGGGGCAUCAUAUAAUGUUGUGGUGGAGGCCAUGAGGGGCGGGGCCAAGGAAAAGGUCCUGGAGGAAGUGGUUACUGUCGGCAACACCGUUCCAGGCGACAUCAACAUCAACCCCAACAGAGACGUGUGUUACGACACCUUCACACACACCUACCACGAGGUGGGCUCCGAGUGGGAGCGCAUGUCUGAGACGGGGUUCAAGCUGUGGUGCCGCUGCCUGGGCCUGGGCAGCGGUCACUUCAGGUGUGAUUCAUCCAAGUGGUGUCACGACAACGGCUACAACUAUCGUGUGGGUGAGAAGUGGGAUCGUCAGGGUGAAAACGGUCACAUGAUGAGCUGCACAUGCCUGGGAAACGGCAAAGGAGAAUUCAAAUGUGAACCUCACGAGUCAACCUGUUACGAUGAUGGGAAAAUGUUCCAGGUUGGGAACCAGUGGCAGAAAGAAUAUAUGGGCGCCGUCUGCACCUGUACCUGCUAUGGAGGACAACAGGGCUGGCGCUGUGAGAACUGCAGAAGACCAGGAACACAGACAGACGUGGAGGCUGAUCUCCUGCAGCCUGUUAAUCCAGAUGUCUUUGACCGCUACAGAGAAAAUGCUCUACGCAAACUGAACAUCCAGUGUCCCAUCGAGUGCCUGAGACCUGAGCUGCUGGCAGACGCUCACAGUCCAUCAAAGAGGAGAUAAGGAGACUGAGGGGGGCAUGGAGAGGGGGGGGCAGAGGCCCAGAGACCCCUUCUACGAGGGGCGCUUCGUACUGCUUUAAUGACAGGAAGACUUUCAAUUACAUUUGCCCCAUAAAGGUUUUCCCCACAUUGAAAUCUAAGUGCCUUAAAGAGACUUUUUUGGUAACGUCAACCUCUGUGCUGUUCAAAGACCGUUGGACAUUUUCAAAACUGUGGUUAAUUUUUCAACACAAGUCUGCCAGAGCACAAGGC
Molecule: messenger RNA, 7988 nt
Organism: Cynoglossus semilaevis (tongue sole)
Lineage: Eukaryota; Metazoa; Chordata; Actinopteri; Pleuronectiformes; Cynoglossidae
Gene: fn1a
Product: fibronectin 1a
Exons: 48
Coding region: 211-7737 (2508 amino acids)
Biological process (GO): nervous system development; cell-matrix adhesion; cell-substrate junction assembly
Cellular component (GO): extracellular region
Molecular function (GO): extracellular matrix structural constituent; integrin binding; proteoglycan binding
Source: RefSeq, a predicted model, not a curated record